GACAGUUGAUGGAAGCACAUUUAACGGCAGUGUUAUGGCGACGCACGGAGGCAGUUUUGAAAGUGUUAACAGCAUCGAAGUCCGAAAAGAAUACAAACGUAAAGCCAGGGAGGAGGUUAUUCAGAAGGUGUCAUGGAGGGCAGGCAGUGUGCCCCCGGUGAUGCGUUUGGCACACCGCACCACCCUCUGGAGAGCCCUGUGGUUGUGGGCGGUGCAGUUGCCGUACCAGGCUGUGAUCCAGCCCAACAGGAUGCUCUCAAUUGCUAAGCAGCAGUAUGAGAAGGAGGAGAAAAGGAAGGAGCUGAAGAGACAGCGAGGAGAGGACACCUGGAUUCUCCCUGAAGUUGACCUCCGACUGCAGCAGCUAGAACAGGAGGUUUCAGGCAAGAAGAAGAAAGAGAAAAAGGCCAAGAAGAUUAAGAAGAAGAGGAAGAAGGAGAAGAAGGAGAAGAAGAGAGCUGAAGGAGGAGAUGGGUCCAGCUCAGAGGGGACAGGAAAUGAGUGGGUUGAGGCCCAGCCCCAGACAGAGGCCUCGGGUAAAGCCUGGAAGAUUCCUACCAAGUCCGAGGCCAAGCCCACAGACAACAGCCCUACCCAACCCGAGAACAACCAGAGAGAUGAGUGGAUGACCUUUGACUUCUUGACAAUGAGAACAACGUCAACAGCAGAGAAGAGGGCUGAGAAAGAAAGGUUGAAAGAGGAAGAGAAACAGAAGGCCUGGGUCAUCGAGCAGGCUGGUCUGCACAAGCUGGAGUUGAACCCAUUCUGGAAGGACGGGGGGAGUGGCCUGCCCCCAGAAGAGAAGGCCAGUAAUGUGCUUGUAAAAGCUGCAACUGUAGAUGAUGGAGGACUAGGUUGGCUCAGGAAGUCUUACCAGAGGAUGAGAGAGCAGGCAGAGCGAGAGCAACGCAGUCUGGAGGUCAUAGUGGCAGAGCGAUAUGGGUCCAUGGAGAAGUUUCAGAAGAGGAUGUAUGAGGCUGAGAUUGCUGUGUAUGGCUACAAGAGAGGAGAGGGGGAAGGAAGAGGGAGAGGAGAGGAAGAGGGGAGAGACCGACAAAGAUGGAGGAGAGGACAGGAAGAUGGAAUGUGGAGGAAAGGAGAAGUGGGGAUGGAUAGAGAGAGGUGGAGGAGACCAGACAAGGGUAGGGGCUUACCUGGAGAGAAAGAGAGGGAUGGAGAAAGAGAUAGUGAAAGAGAUGGAGAGAGGGAAAGAGCUCGUCACCGAGACAGAGAUCGGGAUAGGAACAGAGCUAGAGAUGGAGACAGCGAGCGGGAUGGUGGGAGACCUAGUGACAGGGAUAGAGAGAGGGCUGGAGGUAGACCUAGUGACCAGGAAAGAGAGAGGGCUGGAAGCAGAGAGAGGGAUGGAGGUAGACCUAGUGACCAGGAUAGAGAGAGAGCUGGAGGCAGAGAGAGGGAUGGAGGUAGACCUAGUGACCAGGAAAGAGAGAGGGCUGGAGGCAGAGAGAGGGAUGGAGGUAGACCUAGUGACCAGGAAAGAGAGAGAGCUGGAGGCAGAGGGAGGGAUGGAGGUAGACCGAGUGACAGGGAUAGAGAGAGGGAUGGAGGCAGAGAGAGGGACAGACCCAGAGAGAGGGGUGGGGAUGAGAGCCUUGGCUCUGGGCUUGGCCAGAUUCAGCCUCCCCUGUCCCUCGGAGCUCUGAAAAGUCACUUCCUCAAGCCUGCUGACGACGAUGAUGAUGGAGUGUCAGCACCUGCUCCGGCCCGAGCUUCCAUGGGUUUCCUGAAACCUGGGUCUGACAUUGAGGAGUUGGGUCGGAAGAGCAGCUGUCCGGCCUGGAGCAAGAGCAGCUCCAGACAGAGAUCUGCUUCAGGAAAAUCGGAGCAGGAUAAAGAGAGGGAGUCUGGGAAAACCAUGUCCACUCCUGACCAGGGUCAUAGCAGCAACAGGCUUGCAGUGACAUCAUCCAGGUCAGAGGUCAAAUACACAGUCGCCACAGCACUGUUCCAACUACUUCUUCCCUGUGUCUUCAGAUCUGACAGCAGUAGUGACAGUUUGAGUGAGGAGGAGGAAGAGGUACCGAUCCUCACAGAUGAAGAGAUGAACAAAUUGGGGGCCAGGCUGGUGAAGGCAGAGAUUAUGGGUAACACGGCUCUGAUGGAGAAACUGAAGACCCAGCUAGAAUCAGCCCGUAAUGCCAAGGAGAAUCGUGCUGCACAGCAACCUGGGAAAUCGGACAGGGCUCCAGGUCAAACAGAGGAGGACCAGGAAGUACUUCUCUUCAGAACAGACCAAUCGGGUCGCGCCUGGCCGGUCAAUGCCUCUUCGGAACCCCAGGAGCCCGGAGGAAGACGGAGGAAAAAGAAGGCGAUUGAGACCCACAGGGAUGGGGAGCGUAUGAGAUAUUUCCAGGAUGAUGACAGUGUGGGUCUUCAUGAGAUGGUCCGCAGGGAGAAGAUGAGCUCUGCAGAGGACCAGAACUCCCUCUACGCACGCAUGGCUGGCAAGAUGAUGGGGAAGACAGACGAUGACAACUACACCCUGGAUGACAUGUUUGUUUCCAGCGUGGCUCAGAGAGAGGGCGAGGGGCGGGACGAGGAGAGGAUGAGGAGCAGAGCCAUCGCGGAGCACAGGCGACUGGCCGUUACCAUGGAGAAAUGCCAUCACUGCUUCAGCAACCCCGAGCUCCAGAAACACCUGCUCAUCGCCAUAGGAACGAAGGUGUAUCUGAGCCUGCCUGGGGGUGUGUCUCUGACAGAGGGUCACUGUCUGAUCACUCCACUGCAACACCACUGCUCUGCCACUGGAUUGGAUGAGGACGUGUGGACCGAGAUCCAGGUGUUCCGCAGGGCGCUGGUGCAGAUGUUUGAGUCUCAGGAUCAGGACUGUGUGUUUAUGGAGACCCACAUGAACCCAAAGAGACGCCAGCACAUGGUCCUGGAGUGUAUCCCUCUACCCAGAGAACUGGGAGACAUGGCUCCUAUCUACUUUAAGAAAGCCAUCAUGGAAUGUGAUGAGGAGUGGGCAAUGAAUAAGAAGGUAGUGGAUCUCUCCUCCAAAGACAUCCGCCACGCUGUGCCGCGGGGUCUGCCAUAUUUCUCAGUAGACUUUGGUCUUCAGGGGGGCUUUGCUCACGUCAUUGAAAACGAACACAAGUUCCCCCACUACUUUGGCAAGGAGAUUGUUGGGGGGAUGUUGGACGUGGAGCCGAGGAUAUGGAGGAAGUCCAUCAGAGAGAACUUUGACGACCAGCGGAAGAAAGUCCUUGAGUUCUCCCAGUGGUGGAAACCCUUCGACUGCACCAAGACGGACAGCUGAACCAACCAACCAACACAUCUCAAUAAACCCUUAGCCCCUAAAAAUAUACAGUAGAUGUAACUGCAAUAGCCCCCUUCUGCGUUAGCCCCUUGUCUUCUGAGACUAUGACUGUCUGCUUUAUAAUCCUCUGAUCCUGUCAACACAUUGUUUUACUCUGAGAUUAUUCUGAUUAAAUACGGGCAGAAGGCCAUAAAAUAACUAUUUUAAAAGCUGAUGUACAACUGUUGUGUAUGUUGGGAUACAUUGUUUUACUAUCUUAAAAAUAAAUGAAUAUGAUGCUUUC
Messenger RNA from Oncorhynchus keta (chum salmon), 3563 nucleotides. RefSeq names its product CWF19 like cell cycle control factor 2 (gene cwf19l2). Lineage: Eukaryota; Metazoa; Chordata; Actinopteri; Salmoniformes; Salmonidae. Gene Ontology annotation, biological process: mRNA splicing, via spliceosome. The record is from RefSeq and is a predicted model, not a curated record. The transcript is spliced from 20 exons. Gene Ontology annotation, cellular component: post-mRNA release spliceosomal complex. The coding region runs from base 35 to 3280 and encodes 1081 amino acids.